GGAGCAUAGCACCACAACUAAAUCUACAUUCGUUGAGAAAUACGGUCGCCCAAGAACUUCCAUGAAACCGAACCAGAAAACUAUUGAUGUUUCCCAACCACACGAUUUCAACACUAUCUCUGGAAUGUGCUACAAGUACCCCCCCUCAUCAGCUUAUGAGAUCGAAGAGUUCGAAGUAAAAUGCUGAUUAAACAUUCUAAGGCACAGGUGUCUACAAACAGCAUGAGGUGUACAAUGAAAAGAACUCCUUGUAGUUCAAGCAACAAACAUAAUGGACGUCCAAGGACUAAGUUAUCAACCAUGAGAUCGGUGGCGCUUUUUAUUACCUCGUAUUGCCAUGCCAUAGCGAUGUCUUCUGCAAGCCCCGUGUCUAGAUUACAUGAAAUCACGCCCGUGGAUAACUCGGUGCCUGCGGAAGUGGACAGUGGAGUGAAUUUCCUGGUAAAAUAUGGAUACUUGGCGCCCCACGACCGAGAACGUUCUGAAGAUGACCUAAUGGCUGCUACAUCCAAGUUCCAGAAGAUGUAUGGCCUCACAGAUACUGGAUUACUGGAUGAGGACACUCUGUACUUGAUGCAGCAACCAAGGUGUGGACUCUGGGACAUUCCUUCCAAAAGAGUUGAUUCAGAAUUAGAAAUUUCCAAUACUCAUGUUCCACUUCGUCAAAUGGUCAGUAACACAACACUGAAACCAGUCAAGGCAACUCCAGUUCUCGAAGCUCUUGCGAAACUGAGUCGGAAGAAACGUUAUACUUUGAUGGGACAUUGGCCAAGCAAAAGAAUAACAUACGGAUUCCGCAUGUACACCGAUGACAUGUCGACUCUGCAGCAGCAAGACGCCGUCGCUCGUGCCCUAGACGUUUGGAGCAAGAACACCCCAUUGGUCUUCACCCAGCAAUGGCAGAAAGAUGUGGAUAUUAUGAUAUCAUUCCCGCGGGGCUACCACAACGACGGCUACCCAUUCGACGGUCCAGGACACACCCUAGCGCAUGCUUUUUACCCCGGCAGGGAUUACGUAGACGGGGACGUGCAUUUUGAUGGAGAUGAAAAAUGGACGUACAUGUCACAGGAAGAUGGUACAAGCUUGUUCAUGGUUGCCGUACACGAGUUUGGACAUGCUCUUGGUUUGGGCCACAGCACCAGCAAAGGUUCUGUAAUGCUGCCAUUCUACCAGGGUUAUAAGGAAGGCAUUAGUUUGAGUAGUGACGAUAUUCAAGCCAUUUAUACCCUUUAUGGGUCGGAAAAACAGAAUGGACCAUUAUUAUCACAAGACGAUCCAUUCGUGUUCGCAAGUCCCACGCUUGGCUCUACAAGAGGAAUUUUUCAGGAAAACAACAAGCUACCGAUCACCCAAUCUCCCGAGUUAUGCGAAAAGGAAUUCGACGCAGUCGCGAAUAUCAGGAGCGACAUUUAUUUCUUCAGGGGCAAUUACUUCUGGCGCAUCCUGAAAGAUGGACGAGACGACCGAAUCAAAAUGAGCCGAUUUUGGACAAAUUUCCCAAAUGUGAACGUAGACGCCGCUUACUCCCGUGACGAAAAGACUUUCUUUUUUUCGGGCACGAGAUACUGGGCCUACUCUGACACGAAUAUGGUUGCGGGUUCGCCCAGACCAAUAAGCGACUUCGGUCUGCCGAUGGAUGGCGGUAUAGACGCUGCUAUGAUCUGGGACAGCAACGGUGGAACUUAUUUUUUUAGGGGCGAACGAUUUUGGAAAUACGAUGAGGAUCGUAGACAGAUAGAGCUGGGCUAUCCAAGAAACAUCAGCGUUUUGCGUGACGUACCUGCUAAUAUUGAUGCCGCGCUUUCGAAUCCUUCCGACCGUUCAGUUUACUUCCUAAAAGGCACAAGAUGCUGGAAGCUGGAUGAUGAUUUACUCUCUGUCAGCAAAGGUUAUCCGGAGUACAUAGGUGUAACAUGGUUUGGAUGCGACCGUGGGAUGUAUAGUGGGGUUAGAGAACCAGAUCAACCCAAAAUACCCCACAAAGGUUCAAACCACACCACCUCUGAAGUUGGAAAUGGACGAAACGCAGCGAAGGCUGUGGUUAGUCUUAAUCGUACCGUUAUUCUUGUUGUAUUACUCACUGUAAGCGUGUUGCUACUUUCAUGAGCGUCAAAGGCGCUCCUCGUUUCGCUAAUUUGGUCAUAGCGAAGAGUGAAACGCUAGGCUGUGAGAUAAAUAUCAAACCGAAUUCAGAGUUCACAUAUACCGUAUUUUUGAAACUGAAUGAAACCUGGAGUUUUUUUUUUGUUUUCAGCCAUCAACAGCGCGGUUAUAAAUUUCAUACUUUGACGCUUUUCAAUUGUUUUAAUAUGCUUCAAAUGAUUUUCUCUUGUAUCAACAAACUGCAUGAUCCCCUUCCAGUUAUUAUCUUGUUCCAAACAAGUUUUUUUCUGUCAGUUUUAUAUUUAUUGCCUUCCGAUUUCGUAUAUUCAUCUAAACUUUACAAAAGUACAGUCAUUCUCAUUGACCAACUAAACUUGUAUAGAUGAGGAGAUGGUUCACUAUUCCCGUUUCAUUAAAACUAAAAUUAUAUAUUGUAUUUGAAGCCCAGUUUUAUUCUGUAAAAAUAUAAAUUGGAUAAAUGUUGCUUUGAAUUUUAAGUUUAAAUAACAUUUUGUUUCUGUAAUUUUAAUUGAACUUUAGAAAAAUAUAUUAGCUUAGUGAAAGUCAGGGUACCGCCAUUGCAGAGGAAUGUUUUUGAGUAUACCUUGUGUACUUUUGCAAGAGACCCGCAAUAAACGCAUCACGAUCUCCCACUGUUUCAAAAA
Messenger RNA from Ciona intestinalis (vase tunicate), 2768 nucleotides. RefSeq names its product matrix metalloproteinase-17-like. Gene Ontology annotation, cellular component: extracellular matrix. The record is from RefSeq and is a predicted model, not a curated record. Gene Ontology annotation, molecular function: zinc ion binding; metalloendopeptidase activity. Gene Ontology annotation, biological process: collagen catabolic process; extracellular matrix organization; proteolysis. NCBI's taxonomy places the organism in Eukaryota, Metazoa, Chordata, Ascidiacea, Phlebobranchia, Cionidae.